Hypoxylon trugodes is the source of this 2478-nucleotide messenger RNA. Its product is annotated as permease for cytosine/purines, uracil, thiamine, allantoin-domain-containing protein. Bases 486 to 2003 code for a protein of 505 amino acids. NCBI's taxonomy places the organism in Eukaryota, Fungi, Ascomycota, Sordariomycetes, Xylariales, Hypoxylaceae. Gene Ontology annotation, cellular component: plasma membrane. Gene Ontology annotation, molecular function: transmembrane transporter activity. The transcript is spliced from 3 exons. Gene Ontology annotation, biological process: transmembrane transport. The record is from RefSeq and is a predicted model, not a curated record.
UGUGGCGAUUACAUCACUUGACUUAAAACUCGAUAGCCUGGACCCUUCAUUCCCAUCAGGAAAAAUCAUUGUUUCCUUUUUGCGUCUAGAACAUUGGGACCUUGUCGUAGAGACAGGAGAUCAGCCUUUAUCGAAUUACUUGCAGUUGUACAUGAUGACAUACAUCUAGGAAUUGUCGAUCCUUCUAGAUAAUUUCGCGCAUCGGAGCAUAAGCCUUUUUAUAGAUCCUCGACGACAGUGGGAAUAAUUCGGUUUCGCUUUACGGUUGCUAUUAUUCAUCGCGAACGUGUGAAGCAAUCUAUGUUAUACCUUGUUGGCUCUAUAUUUGGGUAUCAUUGACGUUCCGGGAUCGACUUCCCCUCUCUCGAAUAGUUUCCUUGGGCUACUAUCAGGGCCUAAGAAUCGAUUGCGCAUUUUUACCCGGGCGGAUUUUUGAGACUUCCUUACCGGUUGCGUAGGCCUGUGUAUAAACAGGAACUGUCAAGAUGUUGGAGAGCUACCAACAUGCUGGGACGCAGCCAGGGGUGACUAGCAAGUAUGUCGGAAAGACUGUUGGGCAGAGCGAUGCUACUGAGUCGAGGGGUCGUACAUGGACCAAAACCAUUCGCAAAAUCCUAUCGGAUUUCAUUUCGGCUGGUCCAGUAGAAGAACGAGGUGUCAUGCCUGUAGCGCUAGAAGAUCGGACUGCUACAAAUUAUAGCAGUUACUUUUCGAUAUGGGCAUGUAUGAAUAUAAACCUCUUACCUAUUACAUUCGGCUUAUUAGGUCCGGCGUAUGGGUUAGGUUUGAGGGACAGCUCGCUAGUCAUCUUGUUCUUCUGCCUCUUGACUGCGGCGAUACCGACUUAUCUUGGUACUUUGGGGCCGAAAACUGGUUUGCGACAAAUGAUUCAAGCUCGUUUCUCUUUCGGAAGAUACCUUGUUUCCGUACCCGUCAUUUUGAAUCUGGCCACGCUCACGGGUUUCUGCGUCGUCAGUUGCGUCAUCGGAGGUCAAUGCUUGUCGGCCGUUGCUGGUGGUUCUCUCACCCCGGCGGUCGGAAUAGUCAUCAUGGGCUUUUUGGCUCUCCUCAUAUCUUUUUGCGGGUAUGAGGUGUUGCAUCAGUAUGAGCGUUUCGCGUGGAUUCCAGCUGUGAUGGCGAUAAUAAUCGCUACUGGUUGCGGAGGGUCGGGCCUCCAACAGCAAGCACCAGUGGAACCUGCGACAGCCGGUGGUGUUCUCAGCUUUGGAAUGAUCAUUGCCUCUUAUAUGAUCCCAUAUGCUUGCCUCGCCUCGGAUUUCACAACAUAUUUAAAUCCCAAAUUCUCAUCCGUGCGAUUGUUCUUAUACGGAUAUGCCGGCCUUGUUCUCCCGUCCGUGGUAUUGAUGGUGCUAGGCGCUGCUAUCGGAGGGGCUAUAGCUAGUGUACCCGAAUGGCAAGCAGGUUACGACUCGACACAAGUUGGCGGUGUAUUAGCUGCCAUGUUAUCUCGGGCUGGCGGAUUCGGAAAAUUUGUCGUCGUUGUGCUAUCGCUAACUUUACUCGGAAACAUCUCUGCAACGAUGUAUUCGAUUACGCUUAAUUUCCAGAUAUUGGUCCCGCAGCUCGUCGUAGUACCGCGUUACUUGUUUUCGGUGGUAGUCACCGCUAUUAUUAUACCGGUAAGCGUCAAAGCUGCGGCAGAAUUCUUCGCCAACCUUGAGAAUUUUGUUGGUCUGAUCGGUUACUGGUCCGCGGCAUUCGUCGCGGUAUUAAUUGUGGAACAUAAUGUCUUCAGAGGUGGUAAAUAUGAUUCAUAUGAUCACGAUAGUUGGAACGUGGCAUCUCGAUUGCCAUGGGGUGUCGCAGCUUUAACAGCAAGUGUGCUCAGCUUUGCGGUGGCUAUUCCUAGCAUGUCGCAGGUGUGGUUUGAAGGCCCAAUUGCGAAGAAGGCUGGUGACAUUGGAUUCGAGAUGGCAUUCGCUGUGACUGCGGUUCUCUAUCUCCCUCUUCGAUAUUUAGAGAAGAGGUUGAGUGGACGAUAGAAAUUGAUAGAAGAUUGGAUGCCCUGACGAUGUAGAUAAAUGUGAUUGAUGAGUCUCUUCGGGAUGAUAUACCCAGGUAGAAUAAUUCAAUCUUGUUUUCAUAUCUCAGUGGGAGGUGGCGUUAAUUAGAGCAGGUGGUAGGUGCUGAGAUAUGAGAUUGGCGCACAAUACAGUGCAAUCCAUGCCUGCCCAAGCCAUUCUAGUGAUUUUCCCUCUAGGAAUAAGCUAUGGUUAAGUGACAGCAACCUAGAGUUGUCGCGAAGAUAUACGAGUCUUGCGGCAGGAUGCAAGUUACGUAUAGUUUCGUAUAAAAUCCAGUAAUAAGCGGCGGCAUAAAAACGAAGCUUUACUACGUCAGUACACGGCCUAAAAAUUAGUCCGUAGGCUAGAUUUCGGGUCGCUGUAAGAGCCCGUUAGGUCUUCGUAUUAUACGAUGAUUUGUCACUGAAAUUACAACUAGGGGUCCCUACCUAGG